GAUUUGAUGUGCGAUGUGAACUAACAUGGCCGUCGCAAUCGGAAAUGGAAGAUAUUACAAACUUUUUCGUGGCAAUUCCGCGCCAAAACGCUUGCUCAUUGGAGAACUGAACGAGCCAGGAUUGCUGUCAAGUUCAUUUAUCCAAGGAAUUGUAGGACAAGUUUUCCCUAUAAAAAAUUCAGAGAGGUAUGGCAAGCUGUGUAAGAUUGUUUUGCGGGAAGAUUUGGAAAAGCGAACUCUAAGGUCAACUUGUGCCACAAUUAAUGCUUUCCUGUUAGGAGAUCUGGCUGAUGAAGGUGAUAGAAUUAAAGAGGGUGAUCGCGUGGUCUUGUCAGAGGUUGUUGUAGAAUGUUCUCCCACCGAUGAACACCUAUAUCAGCUCAUUGCCUGGCGAGAAAAAUCUCAGGCAUCAAUUUGGGUGAUAAAUAACAAGGGAAAUGUGAGAGUUAAUAAUGCAAGUGGUAAUGAAAAAACUCAAGUGAACAAUGCAGAAGAUGGAAAAAAUCUUACAUGUAGUGCUGACACUGAUGAAGAAGAAACUGUUGUGCAGGAAACAUCAGAGCCAGGGUUUUACAUUGUAAAGAAGACAUCCACUGGUGAAGAGGGUAGAAGGAGAAGCAAACCAAAGAUAUUUGAAAAGAGGAAAGGGAAAUUUCAUCUUGGUCCCAAGGGAGUCACACCUUCAAAAUCGCAUGUAAUGAGGAAAGUUAGUGAUGCUGUCGUUGUAAUAGACAAAUCUGAAGUGACAAAAGUGGAGUGAAGAGAUCUUCUCCUAACCCAGUCCUUGAUGUCAAGCGACUGAGAGCUUCUCCUGGACCUUCCAGCCAGUUGUCUUCCCGUGACCAACUUGGCAGUCCACGUGAGGGCGAGCGUGCCAAGGAGAAGUCCUCCAGAGAGGCCGCUGACUACACUGUUCCUCAAGGUUAUACUACCUUGGCUAAUCUAAAGCCUGAAACUGUUGUGAACAUCUAUGGAGUGGUGAAAUCUUUCAAACCGGCCUGGAAGUGCCGAGGCACUGACAUGUGCUCUGUUCUUAUGAUAACGGAUCCUACGGUAGUUGAUUCCACCUUUGGCCUCGAAUGUGUCUUCUUCCAGCAGACCAUCAGUCGCCUGCCUGCCGUUCACAAGGUGGGAGAUAUCGUGCGAUUGCACCGCAUCAAGAUCUCGCAGUACCAGGAAAAGCUUCAAGCGAUGUCAUCCCGUGGAUUUGCGGCGAUUGUCUUUGACCGGGAUAGCGAGGUACCAGUGACAGCAGAAAUGGCAAGGGUCUCAAGCUCUACCUUCUCGCUAUCAAAAGAGGACAAGGACACCAUCCAGUGCCUAAUAGAAUGGUGUGACUGCAAUCCGGCCAUCUUUCCGCUAACUAACUUCAUUCCUGUUACGGAAAUUAACCCAGACUGUUACUUCGACUUGGUCGGCCAGGUCCUUGGUGUUGCAUUACAUCGUACCCUGGACUGUGUGGUACUCUUUGUCACUGACGGUACCCAUCCGAAAUGUGACAUCCGAGAGGGCAUUGGCGAUGAGUACAACGUGGUAGAGCCUCCAGAUAACCACCGCUCGGCGAAGGACGGCGAUAUCAUCUCUGUCUUCCUUUACGGCGCUUACGCCGAAGUUGCGCGGCUUCUUGCAAGAAAGGGGAACUAUGUCAUCCUUCAUAACUUGCAUUCCCAGAUCCUGAAGCAAGGCGGGUCUGUUUGCAGUGUAGUGGACGUUGUGAGACCUUAUGUCGAAUUGUGCAUCCAUAGGGGCACCUGUUAUGGGCGUGGUCUUACUCUUCUGUCCGCUGAUUCGCCAGAAGUCAUAGGAAUUAAGAAACGACUAGGUGUCUAAUUUGACACGACUUUUCAACAAUUCAACAGUGUUCCUUUUUUCCUAUGGCUUUUAUCGCUGAAAGUUUUCUUUUGCUGUUUCUCCUUGUGUAAAUACUCCCUUUUUACUCUCUUUGAGUUCAAACGUCGUCUCCUGUACCUAACAAACAAUAAUGGCAACCCGUAAAAUUGUAACUUAAAACUAUUGAUGUAUGUUCCACGUAACAUGAAAGAGUAUUUUCUUGUAUUAGGUUUCGUCAAAUUUAACGACAUUAAGGGCAUUGAAAUUAUCCACUUUA
Molecule: messenger RNA, 2107 nt
Organism: Pocillopora damicornis (cauliflower coral)
Lineage: Eukaryota; Metazoa; Cnidaria; Anthozoa; Scleractinia; Pocilloporidae
Biological process (GO): telomere capping; regulation of telomere maintenance via telomerase
Cellular component (GO): chromosome, telomeric region; nuclear telomere cap complex
Molecular function (GO): telomerase inhibitor activity; G-rich strand telomeric DNA binding
Source: RefSeq, a predicted model, not a curated record